Molecule: messenger RNA, 4863 nt
Organism: Homalodisca vitripennis (glassy-winged sharpshooter)
Lineage: Eukaryota; Metazoa; Arthropoda; Insecta; Hemiptera; Cicadellidae
Product: unconventional myosin-XV-like
Cellular component (GO): cytoskeleton; myosin complex
Molecular function (GO): cytoskeletal motor activity; ATP binding; protein binding
Source: RefSeq, a predicted model, not a curated record
AUGGACGUUCAAGUGAACUUUGAUCAGGACUUGUCGGGUGAAAGCGUCGCGGCGCCGGUACGUCUCGGAGUGGAGGCUGGGGCAGUGGGUACGGGGGACGCCGUCAGUGAGAGUGUAGAGGUAGCGCCGACGUGGUUAGAUGAUGGGACCGAUGGGGAUGAUAGCGCCCUCCUGGUACAAACAUCUGUUUUAUAUAGCCAUUUAUUCGCUGUUGGGUCUGCCGCAUACGCUGCGCUCCCACGGAGCUCCCAGGUGGUGGUGAUCUCAGGAGAGUCUGGCUCGGGGAAGACUGAAAGCACUAAACUCGUGAUGCAGUACCUCGCUGCAGUCAACAAGUCACCAUCCAACCUCAUCACCGAGCAAAUCUUGGAGGCAUCACCACUUCUAGAGAGUUUUGGGAAUGCUAAGACAGUCCGCAACGACAACUCAUCACGUUUUGGAAAGUUCUUGGAGGUCCACUUUAAGGAGGGAGUCAUAUUGGGUGCAAAGGUCACGGAGUACCUGCUGGAGAAGUCACGUAUUGUCACACAAGCUCCUGAUGAACGGAACUACCACGUCUUUUAUGAGCUCUUGGCUGGACUUUCAGAAGAGACUAAAUUGAAGUAUGGGCUGCUUGCUGCUGACAAAUACUUCUAUCUUAAUCAGGGAGGGAGUUGUGACAUUGAUGGCAAGUAUGACACAGAGGACUUCCAGUCACUGCUGAGUGCCAUGCAAGUCCUAGGUUUCACCUCUGACGAACAGGACACAAUCUUCAGGAUAUUGGCCUCAGUGCUACAUCUCGGAAAUGUAUACUUCCACCGGAAGCAGCUGAAGCAUGGACAAGAGGGAGUGGAGAUUGGGUCGGAUGCAGAGAUACGCUGGACUGGACAUCUGCUUCAGCUCAGUGUGGAUGGCAUAAAGCAAGCUCUCACCACCAAAACUACGGAAGCCCGUAAUGAGCGUCUGUUCACUGCACUCACUAUUGAUCAAGCUCUUGAUGCCAGAGAUGCAUUCGCUAAAGCACUCUACAGUUCGUUAUUUGCUUGGCUAGUAGCAAGGAUCAAUCAUAUCGUUUACAAAGGGACCAAGAGAACCACUGCCAUUUCAAUAUUGGACAUUUUUGGCUUUGAAGACUUCAAGGAGAAUAGUUUUGAGCAGUUGUGUAUCAACUAUGCCAACGAGAACCUCCAGUUCUACUUCAACAAGCACAUCUUUAAGUUAGAACAACAAGAGUACGCCAAAGAGAAGAUCGUCUGGCAGAACAUCACUUAUGCAGAUAACCUCCCAGUGAUCCAACUGCUCUCGAAGAAGCCCGUGGGCAUUCUUCAUCUAUUAGAUGACGAAUCUAACUUCCCACGUGCAACAGAUCUCUCCUUCUUGGAGAAGUGCCACUACAACCAUGCCCUCAACGAACUGUACAGUCGGCCUCGGCUCAACGGCCCUGAGUUUGGUGUGCGGCACUAUGCCGGCCCAGUCUGGUACAAUGUGGACGGUUUCCUGGACAAGAACCGAGACACUCUGCGGCCGGAUGUUGUCGAACUUCUCAUAGCUAGUUCACUGCCUAUGUUGAGUAAGAUGUUCAUGGCAGUCAGAAGCUCUCAGGAAGCAAACAAAACGCUCAACAAGUCUAACGGGAGAUUCGUCACCAUGAAGCCUAGAACGCCAACAGUUGCCGCCCGGUUCCAUGAUUCUCUACAGCAGCUACUGGAGUCCAUGUCCAAGUGCAACCCUUGGUUCGUGAGGUGUAUCAAGCCGAAUAUGGACAAAGCAGCCAUGAAGUUCGAUAUGCCCACUGUACUAGAGCAACUGAGGUACUCUGGCAUGCUGGAAACUAUCCGGAUCCGAAAGCUUGGGUAUCCGGUCCGGAUACGCUUCCAAGAGUUUGCGGACAGAUACCGUUACCUGCUGCCUAGGAGGAAUCUACCGCCAAGAGGUACUCCUUCAAGAGAAUUGUGCAACCUGAUCCUACAGGACCAUUCUGGAGAGUUCCAGCUGGGCACAACCAAAGUGUUCCUGCGUGAGAGUCUGGAGCGCGUUUUAGAACACGAGCGUGCAACAAUACUGCGUAAAGCUGCUGUUAUACUCCAGCGCAAUGUCAGAGGCUUCUUGGCUCGCAAACACUAUGUGACUGCACGCCGCAGUGCCAUUAAACUGCAGGCAGCCAUGAGGGGGUGGAAGGAGAGAAAGAAGUUCCUCAAGGUGAAGAGGGGUGUGGUGAAGGCACAAGCUCACUUCCGAGGCAAGAGGCAGAGGAAACGCUACACCCAACUCAAGGAGGAAUUAAAGAAGAGAGCAGAGCUUGCUAGAGAGAGAGCAAAGAUCAAAGCACAGAAGGAGGAGCAAGAGCGAGCUUCAAGAGCCGUGGCCGGUGUAAACCACCUGGACAUUCCUGCUGAGCUUGCUUUCAUAUUUAACAAACUUGAUGAUUGGCAGCCACCCCACAACGAGAGACAGCUGGUGAAGGUUGUGGGCCCUGUACUGGACAGGUCGGAGAGAAAUUCCUUGCCAGCUGACAUAGACCAGCAUGCAUUCUCCAAGUUCACCAACAUAUACUUCAAGUCUCAUGUUUGGGGCAUGAAGAGAGAACCGAUCAAGACUCCAUUCCUGAACAAAGCCAAGGACUCUGACUUUGCUGACUCGCUCGCUCUGUUCAAAUUGAUCCUGAGGUUUAUGAACGAUGACUCACUCAGUGGGAAGAAAGAACAGGCUCUGGGUGACUACAUUGCGUAUAAGGGAAUCAACAACGAACGUCUGCGGGACGAGAUACUUUGCCAGCUAGUGAAUCAAACGUGGCGCAAUGAUGUGGUAGCCAACAAUGAGCGGGGUUGGUUGCUCAUGGCCAAUUGUCUGUCAGUUUUCCCCCCCUCCCAUCAUCUCUAUAAGUUUUUGCUCAAGUAUGUGUCCGAUCACGCUUAUGAUGGGUACAAGGCUAUAUGUCAACGCAAGCUGUUGCAGUCGCACAAUCAGUGGGCCCGUAGCCUGCCACCCUCUCUCAUGGAGUGGAGAGCCAAUAGAAAGAGAGUCAACAUGGCGUUACAGCUUCACUUUGCUGAUGGUGAAUCGGCCAUGACCUCUGUAGACUCCUGGACACGUUGUGAGGAUCUCUGCGCCAGUGUACUGGCAUCGCGUGGCGUAGCAGAAUCACAUGGCUGGACACUAGCGUUGGAUAUGGAUGAGAUGGGAGAACGUAACGGUUUGGACUACGUAAUGGAUGCUAUAUCAGAACUGGAGUUACCCCCAGCCUUCCCGGUACACAAGCCUGUGCCUGCUAUUAGUACUAAGCCUGUGGACCCACCACAAGCAACCAGACGCCCCACUGUGCCCCCACCCCAGCCCCCGCCUGUGCCUCCUCCGGUCCCACAUGCUGCCAAGGUCCGCUCUGUCUCCAGGGAUCACACUGUAGACUCUGGACUCUCCAGGCAUUCAGCUCUCAACGAUCGCUAUUUCGACAAACCCGGCCGUUCACGAAGCCUCGACAAUCUGCUUUCUCCUGUGGCUCCGCCCAGUUCUGUUGGGUCCUCCAAACUGGAUACACUCGGCCUGUCCCACUCCCGUCUAAAUGAGAGGUACCACUCUAUGGAGCGGAUACAGGAGGUGGUUACAGAACUCAGCAAGGUGGAGGAGGAUAACCUAGAGUCUGUCAGUCAGAGGGGCGAGAACAGAAAGUACAGCCUCACGGGAGCUUCCUCAGACGUCCUGGUCUCCCACAACCAGCUGGAGUUUGACUUCCCAGAACUGAGCACCAGAAGUGAAGACGACAAGGGAUCUUACAUCAGAGGCCACCCCAGGUUCAUCAAGUCACAGUAUGCGGGCAAACGAGCAGCACCGGGCAGUCACUCGAGUCGAGCACAGAUUGAGACACGACACUCAGACAAAUCCGAGUCGGGAGUGAAGAGUUCAGCCUUGAGUGAUACCAGUGAGGCACCUUCAUUAGCAUCACAUGUGCGUCGUGUGAGGGUGCCAUCACAAGCAUCAGAUGUGGACCAGUUUUUGGAUGACUUGUUCAGUCCUGUCCUGGACCAGUUGUCGGAUGCAAGGUCCCUGGCAGCUUCCAUCAAGGGUGGCUCCAGCAGGAGUGGAGGCGAUUACAUGAGUGAUGUCUUUGACCCUCUGUUCGUGGAUUGUCAGACCGAUGCUCAUUUUCUAGCCUCGGCCAUUAAGGGUGGUGGAAACUUGGCACAGCAAGAUGGCUCACACAAUCAACCUCCUAUGUUCAACAUGCCGAUAAGCCCUCCCCCUGUGAUGCCUGGUCUGAUGUCACCCCCUCUCCUGAUGCCUACAAUGCCCUAUCUUCAAACACCUGGAACAGGAGCAGCCAGUCUAGGAUAUUCCAUGGACCCUUCCUCCCUGCCCCCUGGCUUCAUGCCUGUGCCCAUCUACAACAUGCAAGGUCUGAGCCUGCCAAACAACCAAACGCAGCAACCUCAAGGUGACCCAAAUGUUCUGGCCUAUCAGGCCAACCUCCACAGGGCCUUCCUGCAGUCUGCUAUGGCUCAGAACUUCCAGAUUCAGCAGCAGUUGUUAGCACAGAACCAGGCACUUCAGCAGUUGCUUCAGCAGCAAGCCCAGACGGAUCUUUCACAACUGGUGGAGAACUCGGAAGAACAAGGGGAACCUGUAAGCCUAGAUGAACCCACAAUCAUGCCAGGAACCAACAAUCGAAAGAGAUCGCCGGCGAAAAUGCUGCCACCUGCACCACCACAUCGUUCUGCUAAGUGCAGAGAAAAUUCAGGGGCUGAUAACUGCCGAGAGGCUUCGACUACUAGACUCAGUACCGUAUCUCCGCCCAGUUCUACUAGUUCUCUAGUGAUACCAUGGAGUUCACCCUCCGUUAGUGGUGCCUCGAGCUCGAUCCAUGAUGAUGAGGACAGUCCUGAACGCUAA